AUGGAGAACCGAGCAUCAGUGCAACACAGACAAAUCGAGAGUGCUGUUGUCUGUCACAUGCGUAAAAUGGAGUCGUUCGACACUGAAACAUUUAUUAUGGCAAUUCAGAACCGUCCUGUAAUAUGGGACUCGCGUCUUCCCGAGUAUUCAAAUAAGAUUGCAAAAAGAAAGGCAUGGGAAGAGAUAAAUGAAAUAUUUGAUCCAGAAUUUGGAGAAAAAACAAAUAAAGAGAAGAAUGCUUGUGCUAUUGAACUCCAGAAAAAAUGGAAAAGUUUAAAAGAUUGCUUUAACAGAGAACGGCUAAAGGAAAAAAAUUGUUCCAGUGGGUCCGGGGCUAAACCCAGAAAACAAUAUGUUUACUAUAAAUUACUGACAUUUUUACAACCUUUGACCGAAAUCAGACCGCCAAGUCGACCUACAAUUACUGAGGAAAACGACUCCGAAAGCUGUUUAGAAUCUUUUGUUAUUCCAAAAUCAAAGAAACUUAAAACAAGUGAUGGCGUUGAUGAUGCACAAAACAAAUUAUACGAAAUUCUAACUGAGAAAUUGAACAAAGUCACGCCCACCAUUCAACAUCCAGAUCAACAUUUUUUACUUUCGCUUUUUCCACAUUUUAAUUCUAUAAAGGAAGAAUAUAAACUCGAUGCGAAAGCUGAAAUGAUAAAUUUGCUUCGCAAAUAUAACAAUAUGGCACAAACGUCUGCAUACACCAGUCACUAUGGAUAUCAGUCUGGAUACCAAAGCUGCGACACAACUCCUGCUCGUACAAGCAAUGAAUGUAGCGUGUCGCAACUGAUAAAUAGCUACCAGUCGCCGCCAACACCUGCUGGUGCCGAUGUCAAUACUGCAGGUAGUUCAUUGCAACAUAAUGAUAGUGAAUUUAAUUACAGUAAUGAUGAUUCUACACAAGAUUCUAUUAUCACAAACCUAUAUUCGCCGUAAUGUAAAAAGUAAGAAAUUAAAACCUGUUUAUGAUUAAUAUUGAAUUAU
Molecule: messenger RNA, 990 nt
Organism: Maniola jurtina (meadow brown)
Lineage: Eukaryota; Metazoa; Arthropoda; Insecta; Lepidoptera; Nymphalidae
Exons: 2
Coding region: 1-942 (313 amino acids)
Biological process (GO): regulation of transcription by RNA polymerase II
Cellular component (GO): transcription regulator complex; nucleus
Molecular function (GO): DNA binding
Source: RefSeq, a predicted model, not a curated record